AUGUCAGCCAUUACGAAGUCUUUGAACGCACUAGCCCGCCACGGGGCACGGAAGCCGGCUCUCAAUCAGGCUCGUCCUCUGGCCACAGUCACCGACUACAAUGUCGCCAAGAUGGCCGCCACAAUGCCCCCAGGCCACAAGGCCAAGGUUGCACAGCUCGAGACCUUUACGUUGCCUGAGCGCGUCACCGGCAGCAAGGGUGAUCGCGCCAUGGGAAAAGCCCUCGUUGACGCUUGGCGCCGUGAUGGUAUCCUCCAGGUGUCCAUGAAUGACAAGCAACAAGCCAUCUUCGACGAGGCUACAGCCGCCAGCAAGGCUUUCUUCGCCAAGCCCCACGAGGAAAAGGCCGCGUGCGUAGACUCCCAAAGUUACUCCGGCUACAUCGCUUCCGGCGAGGAGAUCACCGAUGGCAUUGCCGACUACUCGGAGAUCUUCACUGUUACCAAGGACCUGGACAUGUCCGAGCCUCGCGUUCGCGCGAAGUGGCCUUGCCAUGGGCCUGCGCCUUGGCCCGACUAUGAUAUGAAGCAGCCCAUGACUACCUACAUGGACUACCUCGGCGAGAGCGGAGAGAAGCUGCUCCAGCUGGCGGAACUAGGUCUCAACGUCCCUGCCGGCUCCCUCACAAACCUGACUGAUGACGGCUGGCAUCAUAUGCGCAUCCUUAGGUUUCCCCCUACACACAACACGAACGGCAAGGGUAAGGCGGGCCGUGGCAUUGGCUCUCACACUGACUACGGUUUGUUGGUGAUUGCUGCGCAGGAUGAUGUUGGCGGACUUUUCAUUCGCCCUCCCUACGAUGGUGAGCAUUAUGCCAACUGGGAGAAGAGCUCGGCAGGCUUGAAGGAGGACGACGAGGGCUGGCACUACGUGCCUCCCGUUCCCAACGUCUUCACGGUCUUCCCCGGUGACAUCAUGCAAUACAUCACCAACUCCUACCUGCCCUCCACCCCUCACAAGGUCGGCUUGAACACCCGCGACCGCUUCGCCUUUGCCUACUUCCACGAGCCUAGCUUCCAGGCCGUCGCCAAGCCUCUCCCUGGCUACGACGUCGGCCAGUCUCCGCAGGAGGGCAUCCACUACGGCACCCACUUCACAAACAUGUUCUUGAGGAACUACCCGGAGAGGAUCACCACCAAGAGAAUGCAUGCCGAGAACCGUCUCGCCCUCUUGCAAAAGGAGGAGCUCCGAACCUUGGGCUCCAAGCCCCCCGGCGUGGACAGAGUUCUGCCAAGCGCUGGACAACAGACUCCGCACGCUUCUUUGUAA
Molecule: messenger RNA, 1269 nt
Organism: Colletotrichum higginsianum IMI 349063
Lineage: Eukaryota; Fungi; Ascomycota; Sordariomycetes; Glomerellales; Glomerellaceae
Product: 2OG-Fe(II) oxygenase
Exons: 3
Coding region: 1-1269 (422 amino acids)
Molecular function (GO): dioxygenase activity
Source: RefSeq, a predicted model, not a curated record